This is a messenger RNA of Fomitiporia mediterranea MF3/22, 2805 nucleotides long. RefSeq lists its product as uncharacterized. Lineage: Eukaryota; Fungi; Basidiomycota; Agaricomycetes; Hymenochaetales; Hymenochaetaceae. The transcript has 5 exons. The coding region runs from base 158 to 2707 and encodes 849 amino acids. The record is from RefSeq and is a predicted model, not a curated record.
GCGACAGCGACGACACUACAGAAAGCGCUCCUCUCAUUGCUGCUGCACAGCAGCUUGUGCUCUAAGCUUUAUUGUUGCCAACUUUCCCCGCCCACCUUGCUCCUCAGUUGACCUGAGCAGCGAGAUUAUGGUCGUUACGCGCAGAACAUCGGUCCCAAUGCCCCCCGCGUCAAGAACGACCUCAACGCAGGCCACCCCAAAGAUUAACAAAGGCAAAGCUCCUCAGUCCCCCUCUCAUGAGCAUGGCGAAGUGGAAGACACUCUCCUGAAUGGAAUGUCUUCGCCGGAGAGAAGAUACGUUGGUCCCCAGUUCUCCGACGAUGCACUGUUCUCGGAUGGAUCCCCUCCAAGGAAAUCCGUAAAGGACAAGACAAAAGCAAAAUCAAAGAAAAAAGAGGAAAAGGUCAAGUCGCGAAGACAGAAGCGACCAUCGAGCUGGCUUGAUCUCUUUUCUCGCAUGUUUAUUCUCGGUUUCCUCAUUUACUCUUUGUCCAUUUGCCCGACGGCCGACUUGCAAGCAUCACCCGUAUGUCGGGCCCUUUCCGAGUACCGUCGUUUAAUCCUGGAGCCAUACGUGAUCAACCCCGUUCAAAAUCUCCUCCUUCAUCCAUCGGUUUCUCCCUACACAACUCCAGUCAUAGAGAAAGCACGCCCCAUCAUCUCCCGGUCGCAGGAGGAAUGGAAUUCUCGCGUCGUACCUCAGUGGAAUGCCAAAGUAGUACCACAAUGGGAGAAGCAUGUUGUUCCCCAGUGGAGAGCACAUGUCUCUCCGCAGCUAGCUCGCCUAGACACAAAGCUAGACCCAUACCGUCAGCGGACUGUUGAAGCAUACAACAAGCACGGUGCUCCGUACGUCAAGCAGGCUCGCAUGCUUUUGUACAAGACACGCCCCUAUGUCAUCCUAACUGCCGCAAGGACAUAUGACACGUAUCAAGCAUCAAAACCUUAUUUGUCUCGUUUUUAUGAGCAGCUUCAACGAUUGCCUCCGCUUCUUUCCAAAUACGUGAUCAGACCGCUUGCAUCUGCCCGUCGUCAGUUCGUUGAUCCUCACGUCGCACUUCUUUGGGAAAAGAUCGAGGAACUAAGCUCAGGUACCAAGGAACCCCAUGAUGUACCAGAUGCAAGCGUCGAAGCAGAAUUACCCGUCGCGACGUCGUCGAUUGUUAAAGAGGCUGAAGGAUCAAGUUUGUCUGUUGAAGUUGAGGUUCCCGUUGUCACUAAGACAUCGGUUGGAGAUGAGCCGCUUGCAUCCGCUGAAUCAGUCGCUUCUGCGUCGUUGUCUCUUGAACUGACUACUACGAAAGGCUCCGCGGAGACUGCUUCAUCUACAUUCGUGCCAAGUGAAGAACCCGAUAAUCUCUCUUCUGCGUCAUCUGUAAUGUCCGGUUCCUUGGUUCCUGGAAGUGAGACUUCGGAGUCCGUACCAGGUGCAACCUACUCGCCGCAACCAGGCGCCACGUCGGAGACUAAUUCACUUCUGGGAGACGACUCAGGAUCUCAGCAGGGAGUUAAGAUCGAACCAAAGACAGUUGGCGCUUCUUUGGAUAAUGAUGUUGAGAAUUCCGAGGCAACGGCACCAAGUAUUCGCGAUGAUGCGUCUGAAGUCGCCGAGGAAAUUUCCGCAUCCAUAAAUAUCCCCAAGCCUCACAGACCUCCUCAACCCGUUCAUUCGUCCGCUUCCGUGAACGAGGACGACGAUUUAGAUCAGCUAUUAGCUGAGUUGGAACUAGAUGUGGAGGAAACAAUCUCUAGCGACCCACCUUCUACUUCAUCGGUCAUUGAAGAAACCGAAGAGCAGAAAGCCGCACGCGAGGCAGCGCGUUUGGCUGAAGUUGCCGAAAAACGGCGUGAACUUACCGCGCGGCAUACUAGAUGGGAAGAGAAGUUGGCGGACACAAUCAGUGCACAAAGUGCAUCACUCAAAGAGGCUAUAACAUCAAUCCGACGUGUAGGAGCAGCCGAACUCAAGAUUAAUCUGGCUAUUCGUGCUGCUAUCCAGACGUUGCAUACUGAAGCAGAGAAAGCCUUACGUGGUACGGAUGCCUAUUUCACGAAACUGAGGGUGGGAGGAAAGCCACGCGCGGAACAGGCUCGUCUUUGGGAUCGUGUGCUCGAAAAGGUGCAGGCCAAGUUCGAUGAGCGUGUAGAUGAAGUAGAAGAAACGGUCAAUAAAUGGUAUCAAGAAGAAGUCCUAUCAAAGGAGGGCGAAGAGAUCGAGAAGGCUUCUGCGACCGUGAGGAAUGUCGCAGAUGAAGCGCAAGCUGAUAUUGGGCUUGACUAUGCAUGGCUCGAUGACGUGACCUAUUUGGACUGGAGACGUUACCAUGCUUUACUCGACACACAUCAGGCCUUUUUGGACGAGACAUUGGCCCUGGCCAACGGUUCUCACGAGAACGCGUUUCCGAAUGUGGUCUUGGACGCCUUUGAAGACCUUCAGGCCGAAGUACGUGAUAUUACUCUCGGCUUUGAGACGCGCAUGCGUCGUAUCAAGCGUGAAGGUGAACGCGCAUUUGCCGAGGAACAGCCUGAGGCCGAGCAGCCGGAACCUGAAGUAUCCAUCCUACCUGUUCCGAAUGACGACCAGAAAGAAAACGCAGUCUUGCAAGAAGUGGCUGAUGCUAUUGUAGGUCGUAGUGAAGAAGAGGUCGAAGCUGCUCUGAAUCGGGCGAAUGAGCAGCAAGAAAAAGCUGCCCACGUAGAACUUUAGUCUGCGGGGAAUGAUCAUAGCUUUCUGAGAUACUCUGUCUCUGUCUAUUGAAGCACUUUCUGACCAUUACUCCUCUGCUCUCCCCCGUCACUUCCCCC